Messenger RNA from Tachysurus vachellii, 8189 nucleotides. RefSeq names its product lemur tyrosine kinase 3 (gene lmtk3). The transcript is spliced from 18 exons. Lineage: Eukaryota; Metazoa; Chordata; Actinopteri; Siluriformes; Bagridae. Gene Ontology annotation, biological process: protein phosphorylation. Gene Ontology annotation, molecular function: ATP binding; protein kinase activity. The coding region runs from base 1 to 7911 and encodes 2636 amino acids. The record is from RefSeq and is a predicted model, not a curated record.
AUGAAGGCGGACACGGUGAUGCUGAGGACCGUGUUGUCCUCAAGGAGCCCCGCAGCCACAAGAUGGUUCAGUCCACAAACACGAACCAGUCGAGCUUAUGUGGUCAUCCUGGUCUCCUGCUCUGGCCUCGUGACAUUCAUCCUUCUGCUCCUCACCUGUCUGUGCUGUAAGAGAGGAAGCGUCGGCUUUAACGAGUUUGAUAAUGCUGAUGGUGAAGAAUGUUCCAGUCCCGUUCCUGAGGACAGCGUGUCCUCCUGUGUGUCUCUGCCUGAGGUUUACACACUUCCCCUGCGUGACAGAGCAUGCUCAGUUCUGCCUAAUGGCACAGGCUCAGGUACACAGUGUUUUCGCAGACACACUCUCAACUACCUGCAGGAGAUUGGAAAUGGCUGGUUUGGGAAGGUGAUCUUAGCCGAGGUUCUUUGUGACUGCAGCCCCUCUCAGGUGGUGGUUAAAGAGCUGAAGGUCAGCGCCAGUCCUUUGGAGCAGCGCAAGUUCCUGGCCGAGGCCGAGCCUUACAGGAGUCUCCACCACCCCAACAUCCUGCAGUGUUUGGGUCAGUGCAGUGAGAAUAUUCCUUAUCUGCUGGUUAUGGAGUUCUGCCAACUGGGCGACCUCAAGCGCUAUCUGAGAGCUCAGCGGAAGUCGGACGGCAUGACCCCUGAUCUUUUGAAUUGCGACCUGUUGACCCUGCAGCGGAUGGCGUACGAGAUUACGUCAGGUCUUUUGCACCUUCAUGAGAACAACUACAUACACAGUGAUCUGGCACUGAGGAACUGCCUGCUUACCUCAGAUCUGACGGUCCGUAUCGGAGACUACGGCCUCUCACACAACCACUACAAGGAGGACUAUUAUUUAACACCAGAUAAGCUGUGGAUUCCUCUGCGCUGGAUCGCUCCAGAGCUGCUGGAGGAGUUUAGAGGAGAAUUAGUGGUUACAGACCAGACAAAGACCAGCAACGUUUGGUCCUUAGGCGUGGUGAUUUGGGAGCUGUUUGAAUUCGGUGCACAGCCACAUCGCCACUUAAGUGAUGAAGAAGUUCUCACUUUUGUCAUUAAAGAGAGACAGAUUACUUUGGCUCAGCCUCGUCUCAAACUCUCCCAUGCUGACUACUGGUACGAGGUCAUGCAGUCCUGUUGGCUUCCGCCUCCCCAGCGACCAACAGUCAACGAAAUCUUCAUCCUCCUGUCCUCUCUGUUGGCGGCGGAACAAGGAAUGAGCAGGAGGAGUGUGGCAGAGGAUGAGGACGAGGACGAGUACGAGGAAGCACACGGCCGACGGAGGAGAGGAGAAAGCGAAGAGUCUUUUGAAAGGCGAUGGGAUUCGCUUCGUCCCAGCGCUUUCCAGUCAUCUGCCAGCGAAAGACAUAAAGAGAGAUGUUACAGCAGAGAGGACGGUAACUCCUUCCCUCUGUUGGACCCUGUGAAUUCUAUUCCUCCUUCAUCUCAUGAGCUUGACGACAUCCUGACAGUCACUGAGACGAGUAAAGGGUUGAAUUUUGAAUAUUUUUGGGAAAAAGCACACGGUAGGAGGGGUUAUAAACCGCUUCCUCCUCCUCAGCCAAUACCAACGCCCAUCUCCAGUCAUAGGCAGUCUUUGGACACGCCGACAGUCGUGCCUGUGAUUAGUGCACGUAGCCCUUCAUUAGCCAGCGAGUACUACAUUCGCUUGGAGGAACACACUCCGCAGGACAAAUCCACCAAUUUUAAAGGGAAGUCAUCCACAUUACAAAAAGAUUCAACUAGUCCUGGCGAUUUGGAGUUAGUAGAAAUUCCUAGUGGGAUGCUUUGUAAGGGAAAGCCUACUUACCAAAACAACUCUGGACAAGGUUCCUCUCAGACACUCCAGACUGUGAAAUCAAGUGAAGUCCAAGUACUGGUACCAAACACAGGUCUGGUCGAGUUCAGUAAAGAAUGUUGUAACAGAGUGACCGAUUAUGCAGUAGUGGACAUUGGAGAUGUUAAAAGAGACCCAAACCUUAGAAGGUCUGGAUCUGUAACUUCCCAGGUUCCCAUCCUUCCACCAAAACCUCGCUCAAUGUCCAUGUCUUCAGGCAGCAAUCUACUCUCUCGUCCCCUACCUGUUCCUCCACCUAUAUACGCCCACUCAUACGGCCUAAGUCACUACCCUGUACCCUCUUAUCCCGUUAGCAAAUCAGAGACGUCAGAUUCCUUGUUUAUGAGCAGCUGUUCAACCUCAAAAGUAAGCUUCGAUCAUCUGGGUUUCAAUCGGACACACCAAAGGCUGCCUCCAUCUCCGUCACAUUCUCCAUCCAUCCCUCCGUCCUCUGCUGGAAACUCCAAAUUUCCUCCACCGCAGAGUUGCCUUCCACCCCUCCCUCCUUACUACAGACCCCAAAUAGAUCCCUUCAACAGUUAUGCAGGCGAAACAUUCCCAAGACAAAACAAUCCUGCGGUGCACUUAGAAAGAGACCCGUUAAGCUGUGACUAUUCUGAGAAGCAUACUGCUGACAGGAGCACGACGUGUUCCCAGUCAUUGCACAACUCUGCCUACAAGGACGAGUCUCCAGGAGGCAGAGAAUCGCCCUAUUCCAGAAUGUUUCACUCAGAUUCAGUUUCAGAAAUUGAGAGAAAGUCCUCCUCCAGCACAACAUACUCAGAAGAUGACUAUAAUUCCCCCUUUGUAUCUCCAAGUAGACUCAGCAGCGGUACUAUCAUCGAGCACAUCAGCUUGGUUGAUGACCCAGAUCCUGCUACAGUGGAACUGUUCUCCAGAGGAAUGAAACGAACCCAAUCACGGCUUGACACAAUUCUUCCGGCUCUCUGGAAGGAGGAGGAUGCAGAGAUGCACCGUGAGCGUGUCGCAGCCGCUAAGAAGUCACCCAUACACCUGUUCCUGACGGAAAUCUCCAACGAACCGUUGGACGCCAACGUAGGGAAUACCUCAUGGGUCAGGGAUAAUGACAAGAACAAAAGCUUCAAAGGGAUGCGACGUUCCCAGUCCCUCCUGACCGAGCUCGACUCAGCCACAAAUGAGUGGGAUUCCGGUAAAAACACAGAAGAUGAUGGUAUUAAGAAGAGGGAUUUGUUCCUCACUGAGAUUGACACGGCACUCUCAGAUUGUGAAGACGUGUACGAUGGUGACGGGGGCGUCCCGGUAUCCCGCUUCGGGACCACACCGUUUCCCUAUGCUCGUCCUGAAGACUUAUCGACCUAUGCUGAAUCAGAAGAUGCUUUCACACAAGGAAUGAAGACAUCUCAGUCUCUACUAUCUGAGAUAAACCCUGGGAACGUAGAGUCAAAAAACGAAGACUUGAACAGAGAGGAGUUUCUAAAAGAGAUCCAAUCAGCCGAGACAUUUCUCACUGAGAUAAUAACAAGACAACAAAAACAGGAAGAAAGUCCAUCACCUGUAGCAAUAUCACCCGAAUACGAGUCUGUAGGUGUUGACCCAAUGUCCUCACCAACGAUAAAAUUCGAAUCAUUACCUACACCUUUAAGUGACACAAAAGAAGCUAUUUAUGCCCAAGUUACCAAGAGAGCUAAAAGAAGUGAAAUAAAAGUUGCAGUGCGUCCAGAAAUGCCUGUUCUACAAAUAGCAUCAGAACUACAAAGUCUCAAAAAAGCAUCUCCUGAAUUAACGCAGCGAACAGACGGUGAGAUGAUCAACAGUGUAAAGGAAGAACCUAUCCAUAAUGUUAGCGUAGAACUUCCGAGACAGUCAGAAACUAGCCCUAAAAGUAUCUUGACUGAUAAAUAUGAGAGUGUUGGUAAGGGAAUCCAUGUGCAGGAUCCACUGGCGUUCAGAGCAGAAGCAAGAGAUGGUUCAUUUAAAAGUUCAGAACAAAUCCUUGGUAUAAAAGAGUCUAUGUAUGUAGAUAUAGCUGAACCUGCCAGUUUAUUAGAUACCACUGCUUCCAAAGCUAAGCAAGAUUCUGGUCAAGUUAUUCCAAGUUGUAAAAACCAGGACUCUCCUCAGGUCUCCCAAAAGGAUCCAAUGUUUAGUUCCAAUGAGCAAGUUACUUUGACUGAGAUAGAUUUCGGUAUAAGCACCAGACACAAUGCUAAAGAAGCAGACGCUCUAAAAGAGUGCAUCAGUGCAACAGACUCUAUGUUAUCGCUCGGCGAAGCAAGCACCGACGGGUUCCCUCUGUCCUUUACAAGGGAACCAAACUCUGAACAAUCCCUGUCUACUAUUACACCCACGGACUCUACAAUGUCACCUCUUACCUCUAGCUCUAUGGAGUGCCUCACCCCUGGAGACCCAUGGCUUAGUAGUGGAGGCACUGGGUGGAGGAUCUUGGGUACUGAAACCCCCUAUCGAGAUUCUGCCUACUUUUCAGACAGUGACUGGGAUGGUGGGGAAGGUUUGUCCAGACGAGGUUCUGACGGAUUGGUUUCUUCUCGUCCAGGCAGCGGUCGAGCAGGCGAGAGAGGAACGCUGAUGGGAAUUGAAGAAAAGACUGAGGCGGAGGAGGAUGUUCAGGAUGGGAAAGUGGUUAAAAUUUCAUUUGACUUGGGUUCAGUGAAAAGCAUUGCUGAAACGAUCCCCAAACACGGUAUUGACGAUCGCUCGCUUUCAGGUUUUGAAAAAACUGGAAACAAUGCUAUCGAUGAGUUGUUUCGUGCUGUUCAGGAGCCAACGCUAAAAGCGUUCCCUUGCACCGACGCCUCCGAGUUUAAUUUUCAGAUAUCUUCUGUCACCGAAUUAAGUGAAGAACAUGUGGGUCAAAACAUAGAAGUGCUCUCCAAAACAAUAGUACAACCGGUAGAAAAGCUCCACAAGGCAAAUAUCGUUGAAGAAUUUUUUGAAACUCGGGCUUAUAUGAAAACAAAUAUGUAUGAAUCGACAUGCACUUUAGAAGGUGAAGAAAUUCAAACGAGGUCCAGAGACCAUAAGCUGGAGAGACAAGACAGUGAUGCCAAUGAACUAGGCUUGAGAAACCUUACUUUUACUGAAGAAAUGGAAGAACAAGCAAAGGCAAGGUCAGACGCCGAACACCAGUUAACUGAAACCGAACUCUGCCUUUCAGCAAAGAAAUCUCCAAACACAGAACGGGAGCAAGAAGGCCUCAGAGACAUUCCUCAGAAGGAAAGUUUUGACCACUUUGGGGAGGAUGCCUCAAAGAAGCUAAUUGUGAAAUCAGAAACAAUUUGUAAUGCUCUUGAAGAUCCUGUUUCCACAAACAGGUGUCUGAAGGAAGCAGGUAUUUGUUCUCGACUCCAGCAAGACGAUCAUCAAAUCUGGACAGCAGAAAAUGACCAGUGGUCACCAACUGAAAACGACCAGUGGGCAUCACCUGAGAAGAAUCCAUGGGUAUUCACUGAAACUGAUAGUAGAUCACCUGAUAAAAAUGAGCAUUGGCCGUCAGGUGACGAUGACCAUUGGGUAUCGACUGAAAAUGACCAGUGGGCGUCGACCGAAAAUGGCCAAACUGCAUCAGCUAAGAGAGAGGAAAAAGAACUAGCUUCCGAAUUCUUUCCAGGUUUAGGACAAAACAAGUGCACCGAGGACCUGAUAUUUGGCACGAGCCACGAAUUUUGGGAAGUAGAAAAUGAUGAACUAGCAGAGACUGAGCCUCAUCCCACCAUUAUGGAGACACAUGAAAGUAUUUGCACUGAUGAAAAGCAACAACAUCUUGAACAUCAACCGACAUUUACCAGUUGGGCUGUGGAAGCUCUUGAACCUCAACAAAGGAUAGACGUUCACCAGGAAGAAAACAACGAGAACCCUGACGUGGAAAACGGAGAACCAGAACAUGACGACUAUUUAAAGGUAGAAGUAGAUAAUCUGGAGAUCCCAGAGCAAGAGCUUCUCACUCACUGUAAUGUGGUUGGAAGGAGAAGCUCCAGCGAUCGCAAGGUGAACGUCCAAAAUGAGGCAGAAGAUGAAUUUCCAGGAGGUGAAGGAACCCAAAUCUUUAGCAGCCUACAGAACAUUCUUGAUGUAAAGAGUGAGGCUGAAGAAACAAAACAACUACUUGCGGACUCAGGAAUUUCUGAAGGCAUGCAGAAUCAGACCGAACCUCAUACCAAUCACAACAAUAACUGGGUCAUGGAAACCUCUGAAACCGAUGAGGCCCAGGUCACGAAUAACAUCGUCAUUAAACCGCACAUACCUUCCGCAUGCCAGGAAGCAUACUUUAGCAAGGGCCCUAAAACUAAUCACUGCCAAACAACAAACAGGCAGGAUAUAUUUCUUCAAAAAUACAGAUCAGAUUCUCAAUCUUGUCCCGUUCUCGCUGUCAGCGCUGACGCCAAACCUUGCACAAUCCACAGCAGCAAUGUUCAGUGCUGCUCUCCUGCCUUAAUGUCUAUGGAUAUAUCAGACUGUAAUGAUUCCCAGCAUGCAGAAGUGAGCGAUUGCCAAGGCCCAAACAAUUUCCCAAACACGGUGCACCACAUAGAGAUCAAGUCUGGUCCUGCUGAUCAACCCUGGAUGGACAUCACAAACCACGAAGCUCUACUGGUCUUCUCUAACGAGGCCGAUUCCUUUAACCUAUCCACGGGUGAAUGCUCAACCAGCACCCACAGCAAGGGAAUUACUGCAAAUUUGGGACAAAAACCGUCACUGAUCGCUGAAAACCAGGCACAUCUGGUAUGCGAUUCCACAAAUGAUGAUGACAUGAGAAAUAGCAGAUCUCACUCAGUGAUUUCUCAGAGCUCCUUGAACUCCAUCCCGGAAUUGCUCAUCUCAGAGUGGAAGGAUUUGGAGGAGGAACCUUUGGAGGAUUUCGAAAAGCUUGAGAAAUUGUGCUGCAUUUCCGGAGACGAAGAUAUUCUAGGAGACCUCUUGUUAGGGAACUUAGAACUACUAGAGUCCUUGAAGAAAAAUCAUCAGUCCUUGCCAAGCCCCAAGGAUGACCAGGAUCGCUCUGGGAUUUCAGACAGCAAGACAAGAGUCGAGCUGAGCAAGGAGGUUCACAGAAUCUCAGAAAUUCCCACGGACAAAUCGCAAAGCUCGGAAGAAAACGAGUUUCUACUGGAAAAGAAGGAAGGAGGGAACAUCUCACCUGCACUUUCACCAUCUCAAAUGAGCGAAGGUGCCAAAGGUCAGCGAUUGCUCUCACAAAUGCCCGCUACAAAUGGGCUAAUGAUGCAGGUUUGUGAAGAAAAACUGCAGUACUCCCUAAGCGAAAAUGUUCAAACCAACGUACUUUGGGGAUCUACCAUUACUGACAGCGUCAUUCUGCGCCCUUGGGCAGAAACCAGCGCCGGCACUGACAGUGACACUGCCAACGAAGAAGCCUCAAUGGGAGCCGAGAGUAAAGACGACGCACUCCUGUCUAGCCCAGAUUUGCCUAAAAGUAAAGAGGCUGGAGUGGAAAUGGGAACACAGAAAAUGACCGAGAAGGCUGAAGUCACACCUGAUCCACCUGCCGCUAACCAAGCCAUGAAAGCUAAACUGGCCCGCCUCUCCCUCUCUCUCCCCCCACUGCCUCUCUCGCUUCCUCUCUCUCCUGGUUCCAAAGGAUUCUGGGAAGGAGGGGAAAGCAGAAUCGCACGGAGACGGGGAUUCUCAACCGGAAGCGAUCCCGAAGAGGACGACGAAGAGGAAGAGCAGGCGGACGACGUCUCUAGGAAGGUCAUCGUUGUCACGGAGACCGACGUUCACAAGCGAGUAGGACUACGUAGCUUGCUGAAAUCGCCGAAGGAACCUGUCGACAAAGACAACCGAGACCACGGCAGGAACGUGUCCUUUUUUGAUGAUGUCACUGUCUAUCUCUUUGAUCAGGAAACACCAACCAACGAACUGAGUUCCGGCUCUACCCCUACAAGUCCAACUCCUCUCGGAAAGCCCGCCCAUUUUGAUGGACACGCAGGAGCGAGCGGGCACAAAGCCAGCAAGAACAAAGAGCAUGCAAAGUCGAAAUCAGCACUGAGCUCAUCAGCAACGUCAGCAUCAUCGCGCUUCACCGUCAGUCCCGCUGAUGACCCUCAUUUAGUCUGACACACUUUGAUGCACACACACGCACACACAUACACACACACACACGCGCCCUAAGGAAAUAUGUAGCGCUCUAGAGUGACGUUCGUCACCAAGAGGUUAUUUUUUUUAAUUCAGACUCCUGUUUUUUUUCGAGGCUGGAGAAAAAAAAUUUCAGGAACUUGUGUCUAAUCUGAAACGGAGUUCACGGCUAUGCAAUAGGAGUCUCGUUACGGUCGUACCAGCUUCAGUGCUCUAUUUUCAUGGCUUCAUUAAAGUAAAUUUGUAUUCUGUAUUCAGAA